AUAUCUUCGUGAACAGUUUUCAGAGCCUGAGAACAGGAAACUAGUUGGAAGUUUUUGAACGGACACCUUUGCUUCUCCAGAUUGAAGCUCAUCUGAACUCUGCUGGCCUCCACAUUCCUUUUCAUUGUGAAAGCCUCAGAACACUCUUGGACCACUUCUUCGGAAAACCCUUCUACUGGCAGCAAGUCAUUCACUGUGAUCCUGUUCAGCAUAGCCACAUUUGAGUUUUCCAAGUCUAAAGAAGACUGCUUUUGGUUUUCCCAUGAAGCUGCAUCAUUGUCUGUCCAUCUUAGUGGUGGUCACUCUCCUGCCAGCUGCUAUGGUUUUGGGAGAUGUGGGAGCAAAUCAUAGUUCCCACAAUGCAUCAUUUCUCCCGAGCUUUGAACUCCCAGCACGUUCUUACUCUAGUGAUGAUGUCAUCAUAGCCAAAGAGGGAACAAACGUUUCCCUGGAGUGUCUUCUCACGAUGGAUCAGUAUGAAGAUGUCCACUGGUACAACUCAAAAGGACGGCGGCUACAUGGCAGAGAUGGAAAAUGGUUGGUUUCUGACAACUUCCUAAAUAUUACCAAUGUAGCCUUUGAUGACCGUGGGCUCUAUACGUGUGUCGUCACCUCUCCAACUCAUGCCUCCUACUCAGUCACCCUCCGUGUGAUCUUCACCUCUGGGGACAUGAGUGUCUACUACAUGGUUGUCUGCCUGAUCGCCUUCACAAUCACACUCAUCCUGAAUGUCACUCGGCUGUGCCUGAUGAGCACCCAUCUCCGAAAGACUGAGAAGGCCAUCAAUGAGUUCUUCAGGACUGAAGGAGCUGAAAAGCUCCAGAAGGCCUUUGAGAUAGCAAAGCGCAUCCCCAUCAUCACCUCAGCCAAAACCCUGGAGCUUGCCAAGGUCACCCAGUUUAAGACCAUGGAGUUUGCCCGCUACAUUGAAGAACUGGCCAGAAGUGUCCCUCUCCCACCCCUCAUUCUGAACUGUCGGGCCUUUGUUGAGGAAAUGUUUGAGGCUGUGCGAGUGGAUGACCCUGAUGACAUGGGAGAGAGAAUUAAGGAGAGGCCAGCCUUGGAUGCUCAAGGUGGCAUCUAUGUGAUUAACCCAGAGCUGGGACGCAGUAACUCACCUGGUGGGGAUUCAGAUGACGGCUCUCUCAGUGAGCAAGGCCAGGAGAUAGCAGUGCAGGUGUCUGUCCACCCUCAGUCAGAGACCAAAAGUAUUGGGACAGAUUCUCAAGACAGCAGCAAUUUCAGCACAUCCGAUGAGCCUGCACCUGCUGAGGGCAGCACUCACUGCUGAGUGACAACUGACAGCUUGCCCAGUGCUCAGGAAAGGAGCCUGCUAUGAAGAAUAGCAUUAUUAUAAGAUGACCAGGGUAAGAUGACCAGGGUCCUCUCUUUAACCUUAAGCACACCAGACUAUGAAUUGCCAAAGUCCUUGUGAAAAGGCAAUAUUUUUCUGAUAUUUGGUCAUUUUCUUUAAGGUUGCUGGAGUGAUGUGUGCUAAGACUGAAAACUACCUGAGCUGUUAACACAGUGAGGCUUCUUUUCUGGUUACAGUUUUUCUUUGGCUCGUGUGUGACACAUCAAAAAAUGAGGGAUUUGUUCUCAGCGAGUCGUGUCUGGCCCAACACUUCCUAACUGUCGCACCUGUGAGUCAGCCUUGCACUAGACCCUUGGUCCCUCUCUUGAGACUUUAUUCUGCACUGUAGCUGUCUACACCAGUGCCACACGUGGAGAUGCCCUGCCCUGAGGAGUGAACAGCCCCAUGUGCUGGGCCAGAUCUUUUCAGUGAGCACUACUGUGUUACACACGUCCAGAGAGUAAAUUGCCAUUAGAAAACCAUUCUCACUACCAUUGAAGGUAGCACACACCUUCAAUCCCAGCACUCAGGAAGGCAGAAACAAGCAGAUCCCUGAGUUCAAGGCCAGCCUGGUCUAUGGAGUGAGUUCCAGAAUAGUUUUUAGAGAUACCCAGUCUCCAAAAACAGAAGAAGAAAACAAGAAGAAAAGAAAAAACAUUCUCAGUGAGAAAUGUGUCCUUCUUGGGAGUACAUCGUGUCUUUAGCUUACUAAGACCUUUAGUCCAGUGAGGCUGGCCUCAGUGUCCCCAAGGAAGAAUGUUUUCAGUGUUUUGUGAGCAAGAAUGAUGUCAAGUCAUCUCUUUCAAAUCAUUAAUUUUGAUACUUCUUAAUAUUGUCUCGGGCUUCCUUCCUUUUCUUAAAAGUACUGAAUUCCCAAGCAAGCUCUGUUUGGGUUGAGAACUGAAGAAUCCACUUUAGAGCAAGCUCGGCAACACUCCUGCCCUCUGUGGUCCUCAACCUGGUGCUAAAGGUGAUACACCUAUUCUAGUCUCACUGAAACUCAUCAUUGCUGGAGUUUUUGUUCUUUGAAUGUGUCCUUUUGAGUGAGGGCUGCCGUUGUAGCCUUUCUAGAAGCACUUACCUGAACUCAGAUGAGAUCAUUGUGUUCGGUGAGUUAUUGUAUUAAAACAGAUAAUCCAGCCGUAAGGUGGGAAAUGACAGAUAGUGCCACCUGGCUCAUCUGGAUACAGUGAGCACUGAAGCUGCCACUUCCCGCCUGGCCAAGAAUGACAGGACUGAUUAUAAGUAAUCUUCACAAUCAUCUCCUCGGCUGCAGGAAGCUCUUGUAGAAUUUUAACAUCGUGGCCGGGGAGCUCAGUGAGAUGCUUCUCUUCAUUUGGCUUCUAGUUGUGGAAGCACUGCUUGAAUUAGAAGGUCCCGAGGGAAUGUGCAGAGGGGGUGUUCGUUGGAAUUGAAUUUGAAGUGUCAAACAAGCAGAGGAUGACAGAAAUUGACAGUGUAACAGUGAACUCAGUGCCUGCCUUUGUCCAGGUUUAUCAAAUAUGACGCCUCUGCCCUGGACAGAGUGAACGAAUCAGUGUGCAGUGUGAUCAGCUGGCAUAUGGAUAAUAUGGUAAUGCUGCCUUUUCUAUCUCUCAGGCUGUUUCCAUGGAAACCUCCAGAGCCAAACAAAAGCUACCAAUCAUUUAACCAAAAAGCUUGCCUUGGCUCAGAGAUGUGUCUUUCUUUAAGGAAAGCUGUUUUUGUACAUUUGGCUGUAGAACAAGGGCUCUUGAACAUACCCUAAAUUAUAGAACAUGUUUUCCCUUCUUACACCGUUCUCUGGACAAAUUAAAAUUUUUAAGAAUCUCUUCUGUGGGGUCACAAUCUCCUGAAUGUCCCUCAGAUCUGCAGUCCCUUACCUGAUAAAGCAGGUUUGGGAUCUCUUCUUACAAUGAAGUUUGUUGCCUUAAAUACUGGUUCUACACCACAUGUUCCUAGAAGGGACAUUAAUGUCUUGAACUUUAAUUUAAUGACCAGAGUUUAAGAAAAUAGUACUUUGCAAAAAUGGAAAAUACCAAAACGAUUGGGUAAAUUCUCAUAUUUCAUGCAGGCCACUCUACUGUAGCCUGGGCCAGUUGUCAUGGAAACAUAAAACAGGCACUGGGUGUGGUAGGACACACCUGCAACCCCAGCACAUGGGAGGCAGGGGCAGGAGAAUUGCAAAUUCUAAGCCAGCCUGAGCUAUCUAACAAGACCCAGGCACCAUAAACUAACCAGUGGGCAUGCAGUUGGGGAUGGGGUCCAUUUCCCUACAUGCACUAAGCCUGGACUUGAUCCCACCAGCGGUGGUAACCUACCUGGUGGCCAAAGCUACUGCCCUGCUUUGAGCCUUCCUUCCAAGUUCCAUCACCAUAAGGUAGGUCAAAGCCAGGAGGCGUGGCAGACUAGUAAAGCUGGUUAUCAGAGUGAGGGGACAUUUGUUAACGUGUCCUGCGUCUAAUCAAAUAGAUGGACUCAGCACAGACUCGUCUGUCUGUAAACCUUCGCUGUUGUUACCAGCUGGUGUCAGUAUCUCUGUCUGGUUGAGUUUUAUAGGUUAGAUUUUUUUAAUGCCUUUGAGCACAAACUGUGUCUAAAAUAAGUCUGUCACCAUAUUGUGAAUUUUGUAUUGUCAUUUAAUGAACUUCAACGUUCUUACAGAAUUAAUAGUUGUGAUUCCAUCAUCUUCACGUCUUUCCACACAUGCGCUCUGAGCUGAUGCCCUGUUGUCUAUAGCAGUUUGGUAACCCCAGUCCUCAAAGCCGUAUUUAUUAUGAUUUAAAUUUUUUUUAUGAAGCAGAUCUUGCCAUAUUGUUCAACCUGGCUUCAGAUUUUAUCCUCCAGUCCCAGCCUCCUGUGCUGUGCUGGCCUUCACAUCUGCCUUUGUCGCAAUUUGUAGUAGGCUGGACUUGAACUUGAAAUAAUCCUCUUGCUUCUGUCUCCCAAACACUGCGGUUACAAUUUAUGUGCCACUGGGUCUGACUUUUUGGCUUGAUUCUUGAGUCAGGCCCAGUCCACUACACACAGGUCUAUUUCCUGUCCACUACACACUGAUAUAAACAUUAUCAGAACUGCUGCCAAGGGACAGUUGUGAGAAGCCCCCCUUCUGCUACUUUGUCUCCUUUCCACAUGCUUAAGAUCAAUUCCCAUCCACAUGCCACUUCCUCUUCAGUCCCCGAGCCUCGAGAGCGCUUGGACCAAUGCUUUCUUUCUCUAUACCUUGCAUGUGGUUUCACCCUACAGCAGACUAAGCUGGGUCCCUGACCAUCCCAGGAGGCUUCAUGCUUGCUGUCUAGAACCCAGCUCAGCCCAGUGCUGGCUUCAUCCCCACACCAGUGAUUGCAACUCUAGUGUACCCUCUUUCCAGAGCCACAUCUUCUCCCCUGGGCAGGAGCGUGACAAUACUCAGCCUCAUGAAAACUUGGGGUGCUUAUGGAUUUGUCUCACCAAGGAAAUGAGUGUUGUUUGAUAGUACUUGUGUCUCAGCCGUUAUUUUAAUAAAAACUUGAAUUAAAAAGUCAGAGUUGAAUGUAGUACAUUAAAUGGAAUGUUUGAGUCCACAGAGGAGGUUUCUUCUCAAGGAUGAUCCAG
Molecule: messenger RNA, 4927 nt
Organism: Microtus oregoni (creeping vole)
Lineage: Eukaryota; Metazoa; Chordata; Mammalia; Rodentia; Cricetidae
Gene: Mfap3
Product: microfibril associated protein 3
Exons: 3
Coding region: 263-1291 (342 amino acids)
Source: RefSeq, a predicted model, not a curated record